AUGGCGACUGCCGAUGUUCAACUCCCCGUCGUAGCUGCGACUAUGUUUGCUAACGUAUCCGAGGCCUCUGCCAUAUCACCACACGACGUGGACACCAUUUUGCAUUAUUUCAAGCCCAAUGAGGAUAAUUCACCCCCGGCGCCUACUUACGUUGGCCGGCCGGAGACUUACGAGCGCCCGACUGAAGAGCAUCGAGUCCGCAUCACGGACAUCUCCGGCCAGGAGGCGCAAUUCACACUAGACAAGAAUGGUUUCCAAAUCUACAAACACGUCAGUCAGGAGAAGGAAUUCGUGGAUGACGACAAGGUCAAGGACAAGUACUACAAAGAGACUGAGCAGCUGUUGAAGGAUGCGACUGGAGCUUCGCGCAUCUUCAUAUUUGACCAUACGAUUCGCCGUCCGGAUCCAGAUCAGACCAAUACCACUUCUCCUAUACAACUCCGUGGCCCGGUGAACCGUGUGCACAUCGAUCAGACUUACGAGGCGGCCCUGAGCCGGGUCCCUCACCACCUCCCAAACGAUGCAGAUGAGCUACUCAAGGGAAGAGUGCAGAUUAUCAACGUCUGGCGUCCAAUCAAGACUGUGCUGCGUGACCCCUUGGCCCUGGCAGAAGCCAACUCGGUGGAAGAGGACGACCUUGUUCCCAUAGGCCUCAUAUACCCGAAUCGCAAAGGCGCUACCUUUGCCGUCAAGGGAAAUGACAAGCACAAGUGGUACUUCAAGUAUGGACUCACCCCCGAAGAGGUCAUUCUCAUCAAGUGCUUUGACUCCAAGACGGACGGUCGCGCUAGGAGGGUGCCUCAUACGGCCUUUGUCGACAGUGGCGCAGGUGACGACGUGCCCGCCAGAGAGAGCAUUGAGGUCAGAGCACUGGUCUUUCAUGAGCAUGACCGUGAGUGA
Pestalotiopsis fici W106-1 is the source of this 900-nucleotide messenger RNA. RefSeq lists its product as uncharacterized. The transcript is spliced from 2 exons. Bases 1 to 900 code for a protein of 299 amino acids. Gene Ontology annotation, molecular function: oxidoreductase activity. Lineage: Eukaryota; Fungi; Ascomycota; Sordariomycetes; Amphisphaeriales; Sporocadaceae. The record is from RefSeq and is a predicted model, not a curated record.